GGUUCAGCCGCGCACAACGAACAGUCUGUUCAUAAGUUCUGCUCCCUCUUUCGUGUGAGAGCGAUCCCUUCGUAACCCAACCAAAACUAUUUACCCUUAUCCUUUAUUUGACAUUGAUUCCUGACAUCAUGCGCGUCAUGCGAUUAGCCUUGGUGCUGGUACUCGUGGCCACGGCAGCCCAGGCACAAGGAAACCGAAGACGACAGGCACCAACUCGUAAGCGCCCCCAAGCUCGACCCGCGACCCGCGCUGAUAAGACAUGUUCCGGAGACGUCAGCUUUGAGCUCAUUACGGGCUUCGUUUACUCUUCCGCCGACGAUAUCAUCGACUCAAAGAUCGGCACUCUGCUUCUGAGCGAGUGCAUGGAACACUGCCGUGCCAACGAACAGUGUCAGGCACUUAACUUCGAGACCGGACUCUGCGUUCUCUUCAAAACGGCUGCCGGCGAAAACUCAGCUGGACUGGCGGUUUCGCAGUUCCCCGUGUUUACUCUCUACGCCCAGAAGUUGUGUCUGCCCAAGGAGCGACCCCUGUGCAAAUCUCCGUGGGUUUAUGAAACUGUGCCCGGCCUAGCCGUCGCUCAGUCUUUCACAGCUGACUCUCGCUCCGCUACAUCACGAGCCGAGUGCGCGCUCAUGUGCAUACUCGAAGACAAGUUCCAAUGCAGAGCCGGGUCCUACAACGCCGUCUCCGGCACCUGCACUCUGGCCCAAGUCGACCGCAACAUGGCCGGCCGCAGUCGCCUUUUGGACGUCGACGAGAAAUCCGAUUACCUGGAAGUGUCCUGCGUGCCCAAGCCGCAGAAGAUGUGCGACUUCCAAAGCAUCAAAGGCCGCAUCCUCAAGACAGUGGAUGCCGUAUUCCAAGACGUAGAAUCAACUGAGGAAUGUCAAGCGAGAUGCAAAGAGGCUGACUUCACUUGCUACUCGUACGACUUCAUGUCUGCCAGCGAGAAGAUCUGCCGUCUCUCUCAUCAUUCCGGUGCCACUCUGGCGCACAUUCAGGAGCCUUACCUUGAGAUCGGCAACGCAACCACGUACGAGAUGCAGUCCUGCUAUCAGGUCACGGUGGAGUGCCGUGGCGCCGAGAUGUUGGCCAGGAUCUCCACUUCGACCUUGUUCCACGGAAAGGUAUACGCGAAGGACCGACCCAACAGCUGCGUUAUGGAUGUCAAGAAUUCUACCGAAUUCGAGAUUGUUCUUCCUUACAAUGACGUCAACUGUGAUGUAGUACAAGAGGGACCCGGUGCCUUCUCUACUAAUAUUGUUAUUCAGCAUCACGACAUGAUCGUCACUUCCGCAGACGUCGGCCUCGCACUUCACUGCAAGUAUGACCUCAAGAACCAAACUGUGACGAACUCGCUCAUCUCCGGCUUAGAGGUCAAGGGAGGUCUUGAUACCGCCGAGUACUUCGAGGAGACAAUCGUUGAGUCCCCCAAUGUUGUUAUGAGAGUCACCACCCCGAGAGGAGACGACAUUUUCUCAGCUCAAGUUGGAGACAGCAUGGCUCUUCGAUUCGAGAUCACCGACGAGCAGAGUCCGUACGAGAUUUUCGUUAGGGAUUUGAUUGCCAUGGAUGGCCAGGACAGCUCGGAAAUCCUUCUUAUCGAUGAAAGAGGCUGCCCCACCGACCCUACAAUCAUGUCCUCAGUCGUGCAGAUGGGUAGCGGUUCUGUCCUCCACGCACCCUUCCAAGCCUUCAAAUUUCCCGCAUCAGACAUUGUCCAGUUUCGGGCUUUGGUGACUCCGUGCCUUCCUCGUUGCGAACCUGUGCAGUGCAGUGUGCAAGGUUUCGAUGGAGUGUCCCGCAAGGAGCUGUCGCAUGGAAGGAAGAAGAGAGAGGUUCAUGAAACCGAUAUUAUGGUAGUCCAAUCCGUCCGUAUCAAAGACAAGUUCCAAUUCUCGGGGAUACGACGGGAAGAAGUUGAGGUAGACCUCGCCCAAGAAACGUGCUCCUCCUUCACCGGUGUGAUAGUCGCUUGUGCUCUCUUCCUUGCGGCCCAAGUGGUACUCCUAAUGGCGUGGAGCUACUUGUGGCACAAGAAAAGAGCCACCAAACAAAUCGACCCCAACCCACCGCCUUCGUUGUACUUCGGCACGACUUCCUCUCGCACCUCCUCUACUUCGUAUCUCACUGAUUAAGCAUCGAAGUGACACCAGUUUUCAGUUAACAAUUUUCUCUAGUACAUACACACACAAACAGACACAUACACACACACAAGGGAGGAUUUGAAACGAAACCUCCUAAGGCCAUUGCCUUUUGGAAAAUUUUGUGUUUUUUUUCUAAAUGUUAGACAAAAGAUAACAUAUAAUGACAAUCGAUCACAGUGUGUGUACGAGUUUCUUUUUAGCUUUAUGAAGGGCAUAUUUUAAAUUUAAAAAAAUCAGCCUAUUCUAAAUAGGCAGUUUAAGAUAGAUGUUAAACUUUUAAGUUAAUUUAAUAUUUCUGUUCUAUGAUCGAGAUAUUACAUAAUCUGUAUGAGAUGUAUUCUGAAAUUGCUACAGUGUGAAAAUAUAAACUGUAAUAUGUCACAGUCAAUGACUUAGAGCAUUUGCCAUCUGUGUAAAUAACAUUCCACCUAUUCUGAGUGAUUUCUUGAUUCUGUACUCAAAUUAUUUGCUUAGUGUUUUUACUCAUAAAACAGUGGUAUGCUAUACUAUUAACAUAUAUUGGCGUAGAGACCACUUGAAUAAAUGUUUUCAAAAUAUGUUUUAAAGCGGUUGUGACUAACGAGCGUUUUCAUGGACGAUGUGAAAGGAGAUUGCGACAAGCUUCUACGAAUACCAUCCGAACUCGGUUAUGCGAUUUCCAAACAUUGCUAAAUAGACAGUGUUUGAAAAGCCUUCCAAAUGUAGAUUUGUUAAUUGUUGGUUUUAUAUUAUCAUACAUUAAUCUAAGAGAGCUGCACUCCCAAACGGUGAGGCCAAACCUGUUCUGCUUAAUAAAAGUACGAAUUAAUCCCGUAGGAACGUUUGGCCGAAAGAAACUUUUUCUUUUUUAUCUAUGUGCCAGGUCGGUUUUCAGCAAAUAUAUCUAUCCAGUGACAUUUGGCAUCUCAAGAGAGAUCGAGUGCCAAAUCUCACUCUUAAUUCAGCGGAUUCUCUUGUAAAAUUUCUACCUCCAAGAUUUAUCAUAACGUACGUAAGCAAUAAAUAUAUGAAUUACCUAUACUUAAUUAGUAACCGGUUCAUUUGGACUUUCCAAAGCUAAGGAACUCCGUGACUGAUCCAGUAUUUCUCCACCAAAAUAGGAACCCUCAGCAAAUCGACAAUUAUUUUCUUUAUAUUCAUUAUAUUGUUAUAGCAAAAAAACAGUUCACUCAUAAAUACAUUCAUAAUCUGCGGACCAAUAAUACAAGCUUAGAAAAUAUCAAAACUUCUAAAAUAAUCACCACAUACUUCUCUGCGUUUCUCCUAAAUUUGAUGAGUGAUACAAUUGAAAUAAAAUCAUGUAUGACACUAAGCAGCAAUCGUUCCUUUUAAGCUGGGUUCGCUGAUCAAAAAUAACAUCAAUUUGCUUACUGAUCUCCAUUUUCUCUUUGUUAAACAAACCUUUCCUUUCAUAAUUUUGAUAAAAAUGAAAGUGCCAAUAGUAUUCAAACACACACACGCACACACAUACGUUUAUGUGUAUGUGUGUGCGUGCGUGCAUGUGUGUGUGUGUGUGCGUGUGCGCGUGUGCAUGCGUGCGUGCUUGUGUGUGUGUGUGUGUGUGUGUGUGUGUGUGUAUAUAUAUAUGUAUAUAUAUAUAUAUAUAUAUAUAUAUAUAUAUAUAUAUAUAUAUAUAUAUAUAUAUAUACAUAUAUAUAUAUAAAUACAUUUAUUUAUUUAAUUAUUUAUUUAUGUCUCUCAGGUCUAUUUUUUUCGAAAAGCAAUUCUACCGUAAAGCCAUGUUUGUAACGCGUGCCAUCGUCACGGGCUUGUCUUUACCAACAGUUUCAUGUCUUUAUAAUUCAAUUUGUUGCUGAAACAAAAAUUACUAGGCUUAUGAAAUCAGUUUCACAGAAGUGUUUUUUAAUCAAUAUCAGGUGUCUUGUAUAUCUUCAAUGGGCAUUUUUAAGUAUUAGACAUUAUAUUUAUUUCUAAAAUUUAAAAUUCACUGUAGAGUGAAUGAUAACUUGUCUCCUAAGAACGAAAAUGUAUGUAAGAGAAAGGGAGGAAAAUAUUGUAUUUACUUAAAUAUAUUUUAAUUCUGA
Molecule: messenger RNA, 4195 nt
Organism: Penaeus indicus
Lineage: Eukaryota; Metazoa; Arthropoda; Malacostraca; Decapoda; Penaeidae
Exons: 9
Coding region: 129-2141 (670 amino acids)
Source: RefSeq, a predicted model, not a curated record